This is a messenger RNA of Nannospalax galili (Upper Galilee mountains blind mole rat), 1158 nucleotides long. It is a transcript of the gene Mcidas, whose product is annotated as multiciliate differentiation and DNA synthesis associated cell cycle protein. Gene Ontology annotation, cellular component: nucleus. The record is from RefSeq and is a predicted model, not a curated record. The transcript has 7 exons. Gene Ontology annotation, biological process: negative regulation of cell cycle; negative regulation of DNA replication. NCBI's taxonomy places the organism in Eukaryota, Metazoa, Chordata, Mammalia, Rodentia, Spalacidae. Bases 1 to 1158 code for a protein of 385 amino acids.
AUGCAGGCGUGCCAGAGCAGCGUGGCGGGACGCCGGGCCUUCGAGAGCAUCUGCCCCAACAGGAUGCUGGAACAGCCUCGCGGUCCGCUCUGCAAGCCAGGGAAGCGGGAGAGGAAGUUCGUGCCCCCGUGGAAGUCCAUUUCUGGAUGCUGCGGCGGCAGCCUGGUGUCGGUGUACGAGGAUCCCCCGGAUGCGGAGCCCAAAGCGCUGCCAGCCCUCACCACCAUAGACCUGCAGGACCUGGCAGACUGCACCUCGCUACUCGGCCCCGAAGCGCCUCCUAGUGGUGGCCCCUCAGCUUCGCAGAACCAUUCCUUGCAAACCCAAGAGGACUUUGAUCUGCAGAAUUUCAGAGACACAGUGGAUGAUCUUAUUGCAGACUCGUCCUCUUUGAUGUCACCUCCAUUGACCGACGGUGACUUUCCUUUUUCCCCUUGUGAUUCACCUUUUGGGACCGGUCUCCCCCCAUCGCUGGACCCACCGACCUUGCAGUCCCUGUCACCACCGCCAUGUGCUCCAGACCUGCCGCAGCCAGAGCAGUACUGGAAGGAGGUGGCGGACCAGAACCAGAGAGCUCUGGGGAAUGCUCUCAUAGAGAAUAACCAACUGCACGUGACGCUGACUCAGAAGCAGGAGGAGAUCGCCUCGCUCAAGGAGCGAAAUGUGCAGCUGAAGGAGCUUGCCAGCCGCACCCGGCACCUGGCGUCGGUGCUGGACAAGCUGAUGAUCACGCAGUCCAGAGAUUGCGGGGCUGUGGCCGAGCCCUUCCGGCUCAAGGCCUCCGCCAAAAGGAGCCUGGAGGAGUUGCUGUGCGCUGCGGGGCAGGACUGCGCAGAAGUGGACGCCAUCCUCAGGGAGAUUUCUCAGCGCUGCGACGAAGCCCUACAGAACCGCGAUCCCAAACGACCCCGGCUGCAGUCGCAGCCCGUGAGCGAUGGCAGUAGGCCUGGGAACUUGCACGGCGCGUUCCACGGGCUGCGCACUGACUGCAGCCGGAGCGCAGUGAACCUGAGCCACAGUGAGCUGGAGGAGGGCGGCUCUUUCAGCACGCCCAUCCGCAGCCACAGCACCAUCCGCACCCUCGCCUUCCCCCAGGGCAAUGCCUUCACCAUUCAGACAGCCAGUGGGGGUUACAAAUUCCGCUGGGUCCCCAGCUGA